CGCCUUAGUAGCGAAUCCAUGGACUAGCUCGUAAAAUUGAGCGAAGUUUUGGACCUCGGGGAUUUCGCGCAGCUGGCAGUCCCACCGCUGUCAGCACCCAUUCUCUCGCCAGCUGCGUUGCGCUCAGUCAGAAAGUUCAUGACGGUUGCUGACGGUGACAGUUUAGCGCUCAUCAUGCCCGUCCGAGCAGAGUGCUGCACUACCACCGGCUCGGCCUGCCCAUCCGCGGCGUCUCUUGUUCCCCCCGCGCCGAUCAACACCUACCAGCCGGGGGUGGCCACCUCAUUGCUGUACAGCGGUGCACAGUUUCGGGGUUAUCAGAAGAGCAAAGGCAACUCCUACGACGUUGAGGUUGUUUUGCAGCAUGUGACUGUGGAGGACUCAUACUUGUGUGGAUACCUGAAGAUCAAAGGCCUGACUGAGGAGUAUCCCACUCUCACAACGUUCUUUGCUGGUGAAAUUAUCAGUCGAAAAAGGCCCUUUUUAACGAGGAAGUGGGACGCUGAUGAAGAUGUGGACAGAAAGCACUGGGGCAAGUUUAAGCCUUUUUACAAAUACACCAGAAGCUUUAACUCAGAUGACUUUGACUAUGAAGCGCUGGACAGCAGUGAUUAUGUCUUCAUGAGGUGGAAGGAGCAGUUUCUAGUUCCAGACCACACUAUCAAAGACAUUAGCGGCGCCUCCUUUGCUGGCUUCUAUUACAUCUGCUUCCAGAAGUCCACAGCUACUAUCGAGGGGUACUAUUACCACAGGAGCUCAGAAUGGUACCAGUCUCUAAACCUAAACCAUGUUCGAGAGCACAGUGUGCCUAUUUAUGAAUUUCGGUGACAAACGCACGGAGAAGCAUUGAGUGAAGGAGGGGACUGUCCAUACUCCCCUACAGUUAAAUGGGACGGGAACGACAGAGAGCUGUUUAGUGCCAAGAUUGCAGCUGACCUGUUGUCCUCACUGCAGGGAAAUAAAUAUGGUCAGACACUCUCCUGGUGUACUGAAAGAAAGAAGGCACGCAGAGAGAGAAGAGUUUAAAGGAAGACAAAAGAUCAAUGACAGUUCUUACCGUUACUGUGGGACUGACGUUUGCCUCGGAUUACAUUUCUUACAUUUUAUUUUGCCCUUUUUUGUCUGUUUUUAUUUCAGUUUUGUGCUACCUGAUUUCUUUGCGCUCUGUCUCCCUGUGGUUGGACAUCAAAAUCGUUUUUUCCUUCAGUGGAGACACUAAACAUCACUUGCCUUUCAUUUGCGAAAGAAAAGGGUAUAAAUAUGUGAGAGGAGUUUUGAUCAGUGAAGCUUAAUUUAUUUCUCUUAUUUUAAAUGUACAGUAUCUUUGCAAUAUCACUGCUGCCCCACAGUGAUUAAUGCAGAGUAGGACGGGGUUGUUGCCAAAAGGUUGCGAGAGAAGCAAUGAUGAGAAGUGAUCUGCUUUUUAUGCAAGGUCUGUAAGACUGUGAUGGUCUGUUGCUCAGGGAUGGCAUGUUUGGGCAAUAUGUAUUUACUAACUGAAAACCAGCAGCUGAAUUCGGCUGAGUUAGGACUACAGCGACGUUGGCCUCUGAACGGGCCAUUGAUCACCAAUAACAAAUCAUUUCCAAGCUGCUGCUUUUUCAGAAGAUCCUCUGAAGACGGUUGUCUCAAGAAAAAGUCUAUAAAAGGCUUCACAUUAAAAUGUGUCUAUGCAAGCCAAAGAUCACUAAUAGCUCUGAUUUCUAACCCAAGUUAUUUUGUUUUCAGAUCAUUUCUCUUCCAGAGUGGUUUAUUUUUUAAAAUCGAGACUGAUCUUGGAGUGGAAAUGCCUGAGAAACUCAGUAGAUUUAUUUAAUUACAGUGACCAGCAUUUCAAGCUCAGAUAUGUGGCAGUACAUUCCGACUCUGUUUCAAAAAUGUUCGAGGUUUUUCACAAUUUCAGGCGUCGACAAACUGUUGAGCAGAACGACAGAGAUUUGACUGACUGGGAGAGUUGAGAUGUGACACGGCAGAAGCAGUGCAGUGAUUUGAAUGUUAAUUCAUUUCAGUCUGUGGAUAAAAUCUCAGUUAUAUUCAACCUCUCCUCAUUAUUUCCAUCUUUAGAAGCAGUUAAAUGUGGCUGAAGGAGUUAAUUUUAUGCCUUGUUCUCUUAACCUUCAAAACAAAGGCACAACAGCUGGACGUAACUAAAUAACACGCUUAUCUCCGACGUGUCACUGCUCUGUCCUCGGUGGAAACAAAACGAUGUGAAAAAGCACCUUUUGUGGCUCAUGAAGAGUGUACUUUAAGUGUAAAGUAGGGAAGGGUGAUGGAGAAAGAAUAAAACCUCCUUUGAUGCUUUAGGAAAAACCUGCUGCCUUACAAUUUUAAAUGUUUGUAAUGCUUUGUUGUUUUUUUAAAAAGACAUGAUUAGGUUAGUAAAGUUUAUUUGAACAAAAUCAUGAAAGUGUAUUUCUGUGUCCGAGAGGAUUUGUGCAAGAAGUGGCUGAACUUUGGAUCAACAACCUGAGGAUUCUCCAAGUUUCUCUGGAAAGGGUUGAUACGGACGUUGUGUGCUGGAGAGUGCAUGUACUCCGCCUGCCUCUUUGUUGCUUAUAGACUUUCAGCUGGCUUCAGCUGCAGCAUGACAAGUGGAUUUAAUGGGUAGUGGCAAUACUGUAUAAUGUACAGCUUUUUUUUUUUAACCCAAGCAAGCAGAUUGAAGAUGUUAAGAAUCACAAUAAUUUGCUUUUUUUAUUAAUCAGAUACAGAGAAACAAAAAACAAUGUGCAACGUGUAUGUGGGAUUGUGUCCUUUAAUGUCUUGAAUGGAUCCACCUGAUUUCCUAAGUCAGCUCAGAGAUGAUGAUGUAUGAUAAAUGUGCUAUAAUUGCAUUGUGCAAGGAAA
Chelmon rostratus (copperband butterflyfish) is the source of this 2847-nucleotide messenger RNA. It is a transcript of the gene gid4, whose product is annotated as GID complex subunit 4 homolog. The record is from RefSeq and is a predicted model, not a curated record. The coding region runs from base 139 to 828 and encodes 229 amino acids. Gene Ontology annotation, biological process: protein catabolic process in the vacuole; proteasome-mediated ubiquitin-dependent protein catabolic process; protein targeting to vacuole. The transcript is spliced from 6 exons. NCBI's taxonomy places the organism in Eukaryota, Metazoa, Chordata, Actinopteri, Chaetodontiformes, Chaetodontidae. Gene Ontology annotation, cellular component: GID complex; extrinsic component of membrane.